UUUUAAUAAAUUUAAAUGUUUUUUUAAAAAAUUACCCCGUUAAACGAAUUUUUUCCGUUAUAUUAAAAAAGUACAUGCGCAAUCCAUCCAAUUCCGGCUAAAACGUGCAUUAGCGCCGCCCUAAAAUCGUCUAGCGCGCUCUUUAUAAUCCGUGCACAGCACUAAAUUCCCACUAGGCGUGCACCUAUAUACUAAAUUCUCGUUAUUUCGUUCUGAGCCCUGUGCUCCGCCGUAGUUACCCACGGACCACUGACUACCGGCGUGAGCAAAGUGGAGGAACACGUGGAAGAUGCUGUCAGCAAAAACGCGACAAUAUUGCUCGGCGGCAAGCGCCUCCCUAAUCUUGGCACCAACUUCUUCGAACCGACAAUCUUGGGCGAUGUGGACGACUCUAUGAAAGUGAUGAAUGAGGAAACCUUCGGACCACUUGCGGCCUUGACCAAGUUCAAGACGGAGGAUGAAGUGAUACAAAGGGCGAAUAAUGUCGACGUGGGAUUGGCCUCCUAUGUUAUUACGAAUGAUUUAUCUAGGACUCAUCGCGUGACUGAGAAACUAGAUUUUGGCAUGGUCGCUAUCAACACGGGAGUCAUUUCGGAUCCUGCAGCACCAUUUGGUGGUGUGAAGAAUUCGGGUAUGGGGCGCGAAGGUAGUAAGUAUGGUAUGGACGACUAUCUGGUUCUCAAAACGGUUGUAAUCGGGAAUAUUAAUACUGAACACAAAUUGUGAUACUUGCUUGUAAUAAGGGGUGGACAUAAUUAGAAUUUGUAAAAGUCGCAGCUAACUGGACGAUGCUUAAGCUUAACAGUAAAUGGAUUAAUGGCUGCCCGUUAUAAACCCCCACGUAUGGUGGGCCAGGGCGCUUUGACGCCUUCCAUUAAAGGAC
Annulohypoxylon truncatum is the source of this 883-nucleotide messenger RNA. Its product is annotated as succinate semialdehyde dehydrogenase. The transcript is spliced from 2 exons. The record is from RefSeq and is a predicted model, not a curated record. The coding region runs from base 394 to 726 and encodes 110 amino acids. Gene Ontology annotation, molecular function: succinate-semialdehyde dehydrogenase (NAD+) activity. NCBI's taxonomy places the organism in Eukaryota, Fungi, Ascomycota, Sordariomycetes, Xylariales, Hypoxylaceae.